GUGUCGGUCGCUUUAUCGGAUGGGAGGCGUCACAUUUUUGGCUCGAACCGGCAGCAUUUAAACAAUAAAACGAUUUACGAGUACGUGGGAAUACUUUUUUUUUAAUGCCGAGAAACGGAAAUGAAGAGAACGAUUAGAAAUUGUUUGUCGAACGGGUCGCUUUAUGGAUAUAUUUGCUGUGAAUGACAUCUGACUGUACUGUAACAGGAAAUUCGUCAUCUAUAAAGCUUUGAUGGCUUAAUUCUAUUCUUGGCUGUGCAGUGAAGAGUGGAUAUAUUUAUUAAUUACCUUUAUGGGUUUCUUUAUGCUCACAUCCGUGUGACUGGAAACGGGGUGACCGGUGAAUGGAAACAAUUGCAUUUGUUUGAGUCCCUGCAAAGUCAAGGAGAUAUUCAGUACUGAAAUAUCCGGUGCUACUCACCUUCAGCCUCAUUAUGAAACAUAAUACCUCUUAAAACAUUGGAAUCAGUCGUGCCAUAAUCCGGAAUGAUCGUAUAGAAACCUCUAAAAGUGGAACAAGAGAUCCGUUUCUGGCUGAAGGACUCAGUUGCUCCAGAUGCUGAGGACCACCAUGGGUUCCGUGGAGGAAAGGGAUGAGGAGCAGGAGGACGAAGGGGAUGAAGAGUUGAGGGACGGAGGGGUGCCUUUCUAUGUGAACCGAGGUGGCCUCCCAGUGGACGAGGAGACGUGGGAGAGGAUGUGGCGCCAUGUGGCUCGGAUCCACCCGGACGGGGAGGCCGUGGGGAAGGGCAUCCGUGCUGCCACUGACCUACCCAAGAUUCCGAUUCCGAGUGUGCCUACAUACCAGCCUACCACCCCGGUCCCGCAGCGCCUGGAAGCCAUACAGAAAUACAUCAGGGAAUUGCAGUACAAUCACACCGGGACGCAGUUUUUUGAAAUAAAGAAGAGCCGGCCUCUUACGGCGUUGAUGGACAUCGCCAAGGAGAUGACGCGUGAAGCCCUGCCAAUCAAAUGCCUGGAGGCAGUGAUCCUGGGGAUUUACCUCACCAACAGCAUGCCAGGCGUGGAGCGUUUCCCUCUCAGCUUUAAGUCUCACUUCUCAGGGAACCACUUCCACCACAUUGUGCUCGGAGUCCACAGCGCCGGGCGUUUCGGCGCGCUGGGCAUGAGUCGCCGUGAGGACCUCAUGUUCAAACCCCUGGAGCAUCGGACACUUCUGGACUUGGUACAGGACUUCGAAGGAGCCUACAGGGGUUACUGGCACACGCUUCAAAAGGUGAAGAUCGGCCAGUAUGUGUCGCACGAUCCUCACAGCGUGGAGCAGAUCGAGUGGAAGCACUCGGUGCUGGAUGUGGAGAAACUGAGCAAGGAGGAGCUGAGGAAAGAGCUGGAGAGACACACUAGAGACAUGAGGCUCAAGAUCGGAAAAGCGACGCCGUCUUCUCCCACCAAAGACAGGAGAACCAGCAUGGGCUCGCCCCUCAGAGGACCAGGAAGCCCCUUUCGCAGAAUCAGCCGUGUUGAGAGACGUCCCUCUGGAGAGAAAGCGGCAUUGGAACAGAAAGCAUCCGGAGACAUGAGCGCGUAUCAGAUUCGGGUGUGAAUAAUAAUAAUAAUAAUUUUUUUGAGGGUUUAUUCAAUGCCUUGUUUUUUUAUUUACAAGGUCGAUAAAGAACCAGCGACCUACACAUAUAUGCACGCACUCAAUGUCACACAGUCAUCAGGGUUGUUUUUUUUUUUUUUUUUUUUAUCUAUUUCAUAAGCAUCGGUGCUGGAGAUGUUCCCAAAUGUGAAAUAUUGUGUAAACAAUGUUAUCAUUUUUUACUAACUAGCUGUACUGUACUGUAGGGAAAUACUGUAUUUUAAUUCAUGUUAUAUAUAUCGAUCUGUGUCAUUUGAAUGUUAGUAUGUGUUGUUUCCCCGUCCAAUCAGAUACUGUACUAAAAAAACCCCUGUGCCUUGGAUUUAGAAUUCAUAAUUUUUGGGAAAAACAUGAUCACAAAAAGAAUCAUAAUCCUCACUGAACUGAACACAGAAUAGUUAUUGCAUUAUUGUGUAUGAAAGUGUUUUAUAAUUUAUCACAUUUGAUAUUAGUAGUGCAUUUUCAUAUCUUAUUUAGUAUAAAUAUACAGUAAGAUGUCAAUUAUUGAGUUAUGCAAAUCAGCAAAGCAGCAUUUAGCACACCGGAUGCAAAUUAAUAACUGUACUUGUAUAGAAAUUGCAUUAACUUUCAUUUGUAGCAACUAAAUUCAGUUGUCACUUGCCUUAAAAAAAAAAAAAAAAAGUUUGAAAAACCGAGGUGUCAGUGUUCGUUCGCAGCACUUUUUGACUUUGUAUUUAUCAAAAAUGAACACUUGUGUUUUAUACUGCACUCCCCCCCCAUGCAUCUGUAAACUACUGCAUUUUUUAAAACUCACAAUUACUAAUAAAUUGGCGCAGACUACAUGUUUGCAACUUGUGUGAAUCCGGGUCAUUGCUUUGUGUGAGUGACAAGAAGAAAAGCUCCGACUUGUAA
Molecule: messenger RNA, 2476 nt
Organism: Doryrhamphus excisus (bluestripe pipefish)
Lineage: Eukaryota; Metazoa; Chordata; Actinopteri; Syngnathiformes; Syngnathidae
Source: RefSeq, a predicted model, not a curated record